AUGUCUGACAUUAUCAACAAGAAGCUCAUCCUGGUCAUCGGGGCGACCGGCGCGCAGGGCAUCGCAGUCAUCGACAAGCUCCUCGAGCCUGCCGCCGACGGAUCCCCCUCUCCCUACGCCGUGCGUGCCCUCACGCGCGACCCGGCGAGCCGCAGGGCGAAGCUGCUCGCCGACAAUGGGGUCGAGCUAGCGAAAGGAGCGUUUGAUGAUCUUCCCUCAGUGUACGCGGCGCUGGAGGGCGUGUGGGGCGCGUGGGUCAACACCGACGGUUUCACCGUCGGGGAGGUCAAGGAGCUGUUCGCGGGGAUGAGGAUCUUCGAGCUCGCGAAGCAGACCGGGACCGUGCGGCACUACGUCUGGAGCAACCUAGACUACUCGUUCAAGAAAGGUGGAUACAAUCCGACGUACCGCGUCGAGCAUUACGACGGCAAAGGCCGUGUCGGCGAGUGGAUGCAGGCACAGCCGUCGGUUGUCAGCGACGACGACAUGUCCUGGAGCAUCGUCACGUCUGGCCCCUACAUGGAGAUGCUUAACAUCGGAAUGUUCGGCCCCAUCGGGCAGCGUAAAGACGGUACAUUCGUGUUCGCGUCUCCGAUCGGCAAGGGACACGUCCCGAUGAUCGCACUCGAAGACCUCGGCUUCUUCGCGCGGUACACGUUCGACCACCGCGCGGAGACGUCCGGGAAAGACCUCGAGAUCGCCACGGACUGGGUUGACUGGGACUACCUCGUGAAGACGUUCACGAAGGUGACGGGGGAGAAGGCGGUGGUGCUGCACCGGACGUUCGACGAGUGGUCCGAGAUAUUCGUGCGCACGGACCACCCGGUCGCGAACGAGCGGGCGUUUGGGGACGGGUCGACGACGUGGCGGCAGAACUUCGUCGGGUUCUGGGCGCAGUGGCGGGACGACGUGAUCCGGCGCAACUUCGACUGGCUGCGGAAGGUGAACCCGAACGGGUAUACGCUCGAGAGCUGGAUGCGCGCGAAGAACUAUAACGGCAAGAUCAACCAGCGGGCGCUGUCAAAGAAUACGGGCGCCGUCGAAACGACGACGCUUUUGAAGAACAUGGAGGACGACAAGGCGAUCCUGUUGAAUAAGGAGGCGAUUGCGCGACUGCUGGUCUAG
Molecule: messenger RNA, 1125 nt
Organism: Trametes versicolor FP-101664 SS1
Lineage: Eukaryota; Fungi; Basidiomycota; Agaricomycetes; Polyporales; Polyporaceae
Product: NAD-P-binding protein
Exons: 4
Coding region: 1-1125 (374 amino acids)
Source: RefSeq, a predicted model, not a curated record